GUAAAGCUUGGGUCAUUUUCAUUUGAAAGUGAACUAAUCCUUUAAGCAUCCCUCGAUAGGCUUUCUGUCUCUUUAAAUUUGUUUUCAAGGAAUUGCAAUUCAGUAACAAUCUUGGUGAUUCAUGCCCAACAGCCAGAUGUCCUUCUGCUUUCUCUUAAACUAUUUGUCAUUUUUCUUAUGCUCUUCUCCUUCUUUACUGUAGCCUUCAUCAGUCUUCCCUCAGCUGAUGGUUUUAAAAUAACAUUGUUUUGAAACAGGUGAAUAGCGAUAUCAAUAUUUAAACAAGUUAUAUGAAGAUCUAGAUACACAGUUCACUGUUUUUUUGUUGUUGUUUUUUUUUUUUUUUUUUUUUACUUUCCUCUGUCCAAAUCUAUUUAAAGAAUGUUAAUUUGUCAGAGGAAACCAAUGAGUAAUUUUGGUGUGUUUCACAAUGAACCACAAGAAAUGACUAAACAUAGUGUAAGGGAAAAGGGAAAAUAGACACUUUUUACGUCACAUGUUCUUGACUACAGUGAUGCCUUUAAAAGUAGAGCUCAAAAGCAUAAAGCAACAACUUCCAACAGAUGCACGUUCAACUCCAACAGACUGAAGAUGUCUAUGUAUAAUUAUGUCAACUCGAACAUGGACAGAGAAAAUGAACAGCAUGUCUACAUCAAUGAAGAAUCUAACAGUCAUAAUAUCAGGACAGGAAGACAGAUCUCCACAACACACCAAACACCUGGAAGCUCAGGUGAUUCUGUGAGGAUCAGAAACUACAGAGCAGCUACAGUGUGUUCGGUGCUGCUGUGUGUUGUUCUGCUGACUGCGCUCAUAGUGCUGGGCACAAACUACACACAAGAGAUACACCAGCUUCAAUCUGACAACACCAACCUCAUAAAUGAGAGAGAUGCAUUACUGUUGAAAAAUAAUGACCUGAUUAAAGUUCAUUUUAAAAAAUACAAUGGAUGGAUUUACGGUCACUCCAGUUUUUACUACAUUUCCAAAGAGAAGAAAAGCUGGAAUGAGAGCAGAAGUUACUGUAUGGAGAGAGGAGCAGAUCUGAUCAUCAUAAACAACAAAGAAGAACAUGAUUUUGUCCAGAAGAACAUUGUGAAUGAUUGUUCUUCAUUCUGGAUUGGUCUGACUGACAUUGAUGAAGAGGGCUCGUGGAAAUGGGUUGACGGCAGCACACCGACCUUUUGGUUUUGGUGGACUAAUGAGCCCAAUGGACAACGAGGAGAAAACUGUGUUCAAUAUUAUAUUUCAAAUUGGGCCGAUUACCCAUGUGAUGACGCUCAUCUUUGGAUCUGUGAGAAGAACAUGUUCAUGUGACUUGUUAUAUGAGAUGGAAGUUAAUGUAAUAUAAUAUAACCAAAGUAUCCAUAUUCCGUAUAUUUUACUUAUUAAAUGUACCAGAAAAUGUUAUGUGAUGUGUGUUGUCUCAGUCAUCUGUCAAAAUUAAAAAUUAAGUACAAAGUACAAA
Megalobrama amblycephala (Wuchang bream) is the source of this 1462-nucleotide messenger RNA. Its product is annotated as CD209 antigen-like protein E. The transcript has 5 exons. The record is from RefSeq and is a predicted model, not a curated record. The coding region runs from base 592 to 1311 and encodes 239 amino acids. NCBI's taxonomy places the organism in Eukaryota, Metazoa, Chordata, Actinopteri, Cypriniformes, Xenocyprididae.